This is a messenger RNA of Lachancea thermotolerans CBS 6340, 2076 nucleotides long. RefSeq names its product KLTH0B04114p. The transcript has a single exon. The record is from RefSeq and is a predicted model, not a curated record. NCBI's taxonomy places the organism in Eukaryota, Fungi, Ascomycota, Saccharomycetes, Saccharomycetales, Saccharomycetaceae. The coding region runs from base 1 to 2076 and encodes 691 amino acids. Gene Ontology annotation, cellular component: membrane; endomembrane system.
AUGAAUGCCGCGCAACCUAGUGAAGGCCGUAGCUACAUACAAUAUGGUGUGUUGGCUCUGUCCCUGGCUAGCUUGUUAAAGAAAUCCCUAUCUCCUUCCAAAGAGCCAAUAAAUGCCUUGAACUGUGCCCAAGACGAGGAGAAGAACAUUACAAGCACUACUUUUUCUCAACGUGUUGCCCGUCGUAUUAUAAGUAGCGCUUUAGAGAAGAGAAGUUUGAAAGUUGGGGAUUUGAAGAAAAGCCAAGAGAGGCUAGAAUACGAAUCCUCUUUAAAGGUUCUGCCGCAGGAAAAUGAAACCUUUGUCGAACAUACGCCGCCCAGCGUUCAGAGCAUCAAUAUAACGUCAACUAGUCAUGCCAACGGUAUUCCCGAGUACUUCUUGGAGGAAGCGCCCACACUGGAAGCCUUGGCGUACAAGAACUCCAAAAAAGCGCCUAAACUAUUGAUACCUGGAUGGAGAGCAGGGACGCCUCUUGCUCUCGAGUACUAUUUGAGUACCAAUUCCUCCUACGACAGAGCUGAUUUUAGUCCGCAAGACUCGUCGGCUUGGAGAGGCUCUCUUGAUAGCCUGGAUUUAGAUGAACCACAAACUAUCAGCGAAAACUUCAAAUUCCGGGUGCCUGAAGGGUUCGGAAACGACUUCGUGUACUUGCAUCUCUACUUGAUGACAAGCUGCGAGGGCUCGGAGGAGGUGGGUUACACUAACUGCGAAUAUGUUAGUAAAAACACCAUUCCCUUAAGCUACAAACUUACAAAGACCGAAAAAGCAGCCAAAAAAAACCUUCUCGCUUCAAAAAAAAAGACGCGCGAGGAUAACAUCGGUUACGAGCUUUCUUAUAUGGACGACGUUCCUUUCUGGCACCCUGAAAUCACAAUAUAUUUAGGAAAGCCGUUCGGGAUAGUUGAGGCAGACAGUGUGCCCAAGGCUAUGAAGAGCUUAAUUUCUGUGGACGAAGGCACGAAGAGAGAUAAUUUAACCGGCCUCGCGCAGCGGUAUUCCCCCCCUGUACUCUACAAUAACUUCUGGCAAAUGGCCCACGAGAUGAUAGAAAUAAAUACAACUACUAGGGAACUUCCUAUCAAUCUGAGGCUCGAAAUUCCCCCUGCAUGGAAGUUCAGGGUGUACAGUACGGCCUUGCAUAACUUGAGAGAACUCGCAAUGUUUGGGGGCGCUUCGAAGGCAAAUUCGUCCGUCUUCACUUUAGAUCAUUACAAGUUAGUUUGGCUAGGGACGAAAACAUCUGUCUUGGCUCUGACCGUGAUUGCGACCGUACUGCAUUCGGCCCUAGGCGUACUGGCGUUGAAAAGCGAUACCGCCCACUGGCAAAAAAGAGAAAACCAUAUUGGAGUUUCCGUGAGAGGCCUUUUCGCAAAUAUUUUGAUGCAGGCAUUAGUCAUGUUAUACCUUCUCGACAACUUUGAGGGAACAUCGAGCACUGUUUUCGUCUCUCAAGUGGUCGGAUUUUUGAUAGAGUGCUGGAAAGUGUCGACGAUUCUCAAAAUCCAAAUAGUAGCAAGCCGAGAAGAGGCCUCGUUGAAUGCGGACACAGAAGUCGUGAUGAUGCCCUUGGCAAGAGGGAAGCGGCUCGCGAUCAGCAACAAACAUUUGCUGAAUGAAGAGGAGAAGAAAACACGGGAGUAUGACGCGACGGCGUUCAGGAUUUUGCUGAAAGUUUUCGUGCCGCUGAUCCUGGGCUACGCCGGAUUCAGUCUGGUGUACGGGGAGCACAAGUCUUGGUACUCCUUUUUUGUGAGAGUUAUGGUGGGCAUCGUCUACACCUAUGGCUUCCUGAUCCAGUUGCCGGCAGUCUACAUCAACUACAAGUUAAAGUCCGUGGCGCACAUGUCGAAAAGGGCGUUCGCUUACAAGGUCGUGAACACCUUUAUCGACGACUUGUUCGCAUUCGUGGCCAAGAUGCCCUGGCUACACAAGAUUGCCACGUUCAGGGACGACGUGGUUUUUUUCAUAUACCUGUACCAGUUCUGGGCGUACAGAGUGGACUACGCGAGAACGAACGAGUUUGGCGAGCCCGCGGCGGCGCCGGGGAGCGAGAAGGCUGAAAAGCAAGAGUAA